AUGGCCUCCAAAGAACGACAACGCUGGCUCCCUCUCGAAUCCAACCCCGAGUCGUUCAACACGUGGUCCCACUCGGCCAGUACUCGUCCACUGCAGGACUGCUACGGACUGGACGCCGAGGUGUUGGGCUGGGUCAAGCAACCGGUCAAGGUGGAGUGGAGACUACCUUCAAUCUACAGUAGGGAUUACGCACUGAAAACCCACUGUACUGUCUCCCAGGCCGUGAUCCUCUUGUUCCCAUCACCGAAGCCUACGAAAAGGCCCGACUCGAGGAAGACGCUCGCAUCGAGGAAGACGGCGUAGAGUAUGUCGCCGACAUCGUCUACUUCAAGCAGACGAUUGCGAACGCAUGUGGGACAUUCGGCUUGCUGCACGCCUUGGCAAAUGCGGGCGUGCCACUUGGUUCGUUCUUGCCCGCCCUCGGUGUCCAAAUCUCGCCCCCACAUGACUGACAUCGACGAGGCUGGCGUUGACAUCCCCGACAGAACCAGGGUACUUGACAAAGCUGUGUGAGCAAUGCAAAGACAAGGUUCGUAGCGCUUGACGUGUUACUUCCGAGGUGAGGGGAAAACUGAUCAAUUCUCUCCCUAGUAUCCCAUCCGAAAUCUCAGACCCCACUUGAACGAGCCCAGCUCUUGACCGCGACCGACGAGCUCGAGCGGGUGCACACCGAAACUGCUUCGAGCGGUCAAACGGCUGCAAGUCCUUCCAGUAACCUGAUCCUGGUCUACAACAUCAUCUUACUAUUUCUCCCCACAACGAAUCUUCCACCACAGACCCCCGACCUCGACACUCAAGUCGAUCUGCAUUUCCGCACCUUUGUCGAACACAAGGGCAACCUCAUCGAACUCGACGGACGAAGGAACUCGCCUAUAAAUCGAGGCAAGAUCACCAUGAAUCUGCUACAGGUAUAUUUUCAAAACUUGUUUCGAUCAUAAGCAUAUAAGCUUUCUGCUGAAUAUCGUUGGUCUACUAUGCUGUGGUGACAGGACACCGCCGUGACGGUGAAGGAGAUCAUCGAGCUGUCAAACUCGCUCGAGUUCAGCCUCAUCUUGCUCAUCACCCUCAACCCGACACCGGAGGACUAA
Molecule: messenger RNA, 1088 nt
Organism: Microbotryum saponariae
Lineage: Eukaryota; Fungi; Basidiomycota; Microbotryomycetes; Microbotryales; Microbotryaceae
Source: the annotation of a GenBank genome assembly